This is a messenger RNA of Paramecium tetraurelia, 570 nucleotides long. RefSeq lists its product as uncharacterized. NCBI's taxonomy places the organism in Eukaryota, Ciliophora, Oligohymenophorea, Peniculida, Parameciidae. The transcript is spliced from 2 exons. The record is from RefSeq and is a predicted model, not a curated record.
AUGCUUAAAAGACCUCCUGUCCCCAAAUUUCAUGAAGAAUGCAAUACUCCUAAAAGAAAUUAGGAUAUGUACGAAUUGAUUUCCGAUAUCAUUUUCAAGAUGAAUCUUAAUGCAGAAGUAGAAAAAAAAUCAAUCUCCAUCUUUAAUGUUUUAUCCAUUCCAAAUUCAUAUAUGCAUGCAUAAGCCAUUAGUUACAAUUAUAAAUUGCCUGAAACUGAUGAAAAACUGCAAUACUUGGCUAAAUGUAUAUAGUAACAACAUUCAACCUUAAUUACAACUCUAUGCCAAAAACUCAAAAUAGAUUCAAAAGCUACUACAGUUUGUGUCACUCUCUUAAGGUAAAUGUAACCUCUCAUUUAAAAAUUGCCAAAACCUGUUUAAAAUGCAAUAGUUGUAAAAAUAGCCACUGAUAUCAUAUAUCUGAAAUAAGGUGGUAUCAAUAUCAAUAUAAUUGCAAACUCUGCAAAUAUUACAACAGAACAAUUAGAUUCCAACAUUAACAGAAUCAAACCAUUUGCAUUCUAAAUCAUUUAAGAUUUGUUCAAUUAUUUCAAUCAUCAUUCUAUUUGA